CAAGGUAGUCGUUUCUUCGACAAUUGCCAAAACCCUAAAACUAUAGAGAGGCUGCUACAAACCGUAGUCUCUUCCAAUUAGUUUCUGAUAUCAAAUCCAACAAACUAAGGUGCGAAAAUGGUGAAGAGGAGUAAAAAGAGUAAGAGUAAGAGAAUUACUCUGAAGCAGAAGCACAAGGUCAUAAGGAAGGUGAAGGAGCACCAUAAGAAGAAGGCUAAGGAGGCCAAGAAGCUCGGAUUGAAUCGCAAGAGCAAGGUCGAGAAAGAUCCUGGUAUUCCCAAUGACUGGCCUUUUAAGGAACAGGAGCUUAAGGCUCUCGAAGCUCGCCGGGCUCGCGCUAUUGAUGAAAUGGAGCAAAAGAAAGUUGCCCGUAAAGAAAGGGCUCGGAAGAGAAAGUUGGGAUUGUUGGAAGAUGAGGAGGAAGAUGAUACCAAGUUGUCUGCAAUAGAAGAGGAAAAGACUGGUGACGAUGCUUCUGUAUUUGGGAAAAACCGGGAUAGCUCAGAUAGGGCUUUCUACAAGGAGUUGGUAAAAGUUGUAGAAGCUUCAGAUGUCAUUUUGGAGGUUCUUGAUGCUCGGGAUCCAUUGGGUACCCGUUGUGUUGAUAUGGAAAAGAUGGUGAUGAAAUCGGGUCCUACUAAGCAUCUUGUGUUGCUGCUGAAUAAAAUUGAUCUUGUUCCUCGAGAAGCUGUUGAGAAAUGGCUCAAUUAUCUCAGAGAAGAGUUGCCGGCUGUUGCUUUCAAGUGCAGCACUCAAGAGCAGAGAUCAAAUUUGGGGUGGAAAUCUUCCAAGGCAGCUAAAACUACUAGUAGUCUUCUUCAGACAAGUGAUUGUCUUGGAGCUGAUACUCUCCUUAAAUUGUUAAAAAAUUACUCAAGAAGUCACGAUAUCAAAAGAUCUAUUACGGUGGGUGUAAUUGGCUUGCCAAAUGUUGGUAAGAGUAGUUUGAUUAACAGUUUGAAGAGAUGCCAUGUUGUCAAUGUUGGUGCCACUCCAGGAUUGACUAGAUCAAUGCAAGAGGUUCAGCUAGACAAGAAUGUUAAAUUGUUGGAUUGUCCUGGUGUUGUUAUGCUUAAAUCUAAAGAAAAUGAUCCAUCCGUAACACUUCGAAACUGCAAAAGAAUUGAGAAGUUAGAGGACCCGGUUAGUCCAGUGAAGGAAAUUCUCAAGCUUUGUCCGGCCAAACUGUUGGUAACUCUAUACAAAAUUCCAAGCUUUGAGACAGUAGACGACUUUCUACAGAAGGUGGCCACUGUCAGGGGUAAGCUAAAAAAGGGUGGUAUUGUAGAUAUUGAAUCUGCCGCAAGAAUUGUUCUACAUGACUGGAAUGAGGGCAAGAUUCCGUACUACACCAUGCCCCCAGUUAGGAACCAAGAUGAAACUACUGAAGCAAAGAUUGUUACAGAACUUGGCAAAGUGUUUAGUAUUGAAGAAGUAUACAAUGGAGAAUCUUCGUUCAUCGGAAGCCUCAAAUCUGUUGAUGAUUUCAUCGAACCUGUUGAGGUCCCCCCAAGCAAUCCACUUAAAUUUGAUGAAGACAUGGUAGAGGAUGAUGGUCAACGAAAGUCAACUCAAGGUGAAGGAAGUUCUCAGUUGGCUGAUAAUGGUGAAGAAGAUGAGGAUGACCAGGUGAUGAAAUCUGAAGAAAAUAAUGCAACAGGCAAGGAGGCCAAGGUAAAAACAGCUAAAAGCAAGCAAAAUGAGAUGUUAUACACUGCAGAGGGUAUUUUCAAUCCCAAGUUGAAGAAAGCAGAAAAGAAGAGAAAGAAAAAAGCCACUAAACUAACCCAAGGAGAUUCAAUGGAUGACGAUUAUGACUUCAAGGUGGAUUACAAGAAGGGAGCUUCUAUGGAUGUCAGUGAUGCCGAGGAAUAAGUUUUUUAUUUUUAGGUUAUCUUGUUAGUCACAGUUUUGCUUUGCCUUGAUUUUUUUGUUUUCAUUUUUGGGAAAAAAUUCAUAUCUGAAACUCGAUUUACAAAUGUAAGAAAAUGUUGUAUUCUGAUAUAAUUAGCCCACUUAUUAAUUCUAUCA
This is a messenger RNA of Humulus lupulus (European hop), 2031 nucleotides long. Its product is annotated as guanine nucleotide-binding protein-like NSN1. Lineage: Eukaryota; Viridiplantae; Streptophyta; Magnoliopsida; Rosales; Cannabaceae. The coding region runs from base 118 to 1875 and encodes 585 amino acids. The transcript is spliced from 9 exons. The record is from RefSeq and is a predicted model, not a curated record. Gene Ontology annotation, cellular component: nucleolus. Gene Ontology annotation, molecular function: GTP binding.